This is a messenger RNA of Saccostrea echinata, 3393 nucleotides long. Its product is annotated as inactive cell surface hyaluronidase CEMIP2-like. The transcript is spliced from 24 exons. Lineage: Eukaryota; Metazoa; Mollusca; Bivalvia; Ostreida; Ostreidae. The coding region runs from base 52 to 3327 and encodes 1091 amino acids. The record is from RefSeq and is a predicted model, not a curated record.
GGACAUCUUACAGGGAAAAAAGCUUAUGAAAGAAGUCAUUGCCAGCUAGUCAUGGCGGUCAGCGAAUUGUGUUUGUUUCUACUUGGGUUCUGCGGAAUUGCUGCAGCGCAGAUUAGUCCAAACUUUUGUCCGCACGAGCAACCUGAUGUUGCGUACAAGGCUUGGUCUUCCGCGAGUAGCUGGUCAACAGGGAAAGUACCAGUUGCUACAGAUGAUGUAACGUUAGAUGACGGGAUCUACCUCCUUGAUACGUCAGUCAACGUUAGAAGCAUCACUGUUGGUAAGGACGCUACCCUUGUGUUUAAGGAUGCCGACCUCACCGUCAUGACUCGCUACAUCCUGGUCCGAGGUGCGCUUUAUAUCGGCUCGGAAACGUGUGAACUGAAGAGCAACGUUGAGAUUACUCUUUACGGUGACAAAGGUGAUGUUUCCAUUCCUGGUUUUGGGGAGAAAUUUAUCGGUGUAGAGAGUGGCGGAGUUCUCCAUCUUCACGGAAGUGACAAACUACCUUGGACCAAACUGACCCAGACCGUCAGGAAAGCUAAGGACGGAGAAAUCUCCGAUUUAUAUAAUGACGAUGGUGUGAAAAAAGCCCACUACCAAGGGAUUGUAAUGUACGUCUGGAACGCCACUUCCGGUCAGCUGGAGGAAGCGAAGGGUGUCUAUGCCGCGGGUCGGUAUACGAUCACAAAAGCCGGAAACCAGUGCGAAGCUGACGAAGACGCCAAACAGUUCGAACAAACGCUUAAAGCUGUCCCCGACGGUAAAAUUGUGGGACUGGCUUUAAUACGUCACCUCCUUCACAGAGGUAAUGUCAACUACGCCAUGUUCUACGAGAUCUUUGAAAACUUCGCCUUCGGAAAAGUGACGGGCAACAGUGGUUUACGGGAUCUACGUCUUCACGACGCUUGGUCUUUUGUCAUGAAGAAAGGCGACACCAGUUCCUCCCAAGAGAUGUUUUUGAAAGACGAUAAAGUAGAACUGGAGAGAGCUGCCGAGCUAUAUCAUUAUGAAAACAACAUUAAGUUCACCGUCAGAAGCUGGGUUCACACCAUCCGCCGUGGUGCCUGCUACGCCCGAGGAAAGAGCGCCCAAGCUGAUAUUGCUGAUCCGAAAUUAUCACUGACUAGUGACGUCACUUCCUGGAAAGAUGGUGAUGAAGUGGUCUUGCUGUCCACCGAUUAUGACCCUAAACAGGCUGAGGUGACCACUAUUAAACAGUGUGCUGACUGCGGUUCGAGUGAAGCUAGAAUCAAUCUUGAGCCCAGAUUCACUCACUUUGGACAAAUGGUUAAUGGCGUCGAUAUGCGAGGAGAAGUUGCUUCACUCAGUCGCAAUAUAAAAAUCCGAGGGGCCCCGGCUGCUAACAGCAAGACACUCGGUGGACAUAUCAAGGUCUUGAAGGGUUUCAAAGAAGCUCAGGUGGAGAAUGUAGAGCUGGUCAACAUGGGGCAGUUAGAUAGUCUAGGAAAUUAUCCAUUCCAUUGGCAUAUGUGUGGUGACGUCACAAACUCUUACAUCCGGGGUAGUGUUAUCCGGGACUCCAACGCACGUUGUGUAACAGUUCAUGGCACCAAUGGGGCUGUGGUGGAUAACAAUGUCUGCUUUAAUGCUGUGGGACACGGCUAUUUCCUGGAGGAAGGCGGAGAAGUCAAUACAGUAUUAAAUGGAAACCUAGGGGCUGGAAAUACCCGAACAGAUAAACUCACCAAAACAGACGGAAUGCCGUCAACCUUCUGGAUUACGAAUCCCAAAACAACUUUGACAAAUAAUGUAGCAGGCGGAAGUGACUAUGCUGGAAUCUGGUACGUAUUUCCUGAUGAACCCAUCGGAGUCUCAUACGGGGUCGUUAAAACAAUGCAGAAAGACGAGGCCAAACGAACACCUAUAAAAGAGUUCACCAAUAAUGUCGUCCACUCCAAUCGUGUGGCUGGACUGUUCUUUGAUAGACGCCUAAAUAAUAACACGUCCUUUGGAUGGGGGACAAAAUAUACCCCCCUGAGUGACCCACUGGAUGAGAAGUCCGCUCCUCAGACUGCAGUCUUUAACAGAUUGACGGGUUACAAGAACGAGAUGUUUAAUGGUUGGUUUGACGCUUCAAAUAUUCACGUGACACAGUCCUCGUUCUCUGACAGUUUGAUGUCACUCGCCGUGAGAAGGAGCGGCAAUGGACCCGAUUGCUUGGUUACCAACAGUGUGUUUAUGGGGGAAUCCAUCAAUAUUGGAGAACCGUCAGUUAUCAGAGGAAAUGGCAUGGUGAAGACAUAUCCCCGGGCUGUACCACUAAGAAUGGCAAACCAGCCCCGACAAGGCUUCGUGUUCUAUGAUAGAGCAGUCAGUUUGGAAGAUUCUUGGUUUGGUAAUUAUGCCAGUACAGCUGAUUAUAACGCCGGGGCCAUCGGUUUUCAGAGGAACAACAUGCAUCUGUCGGCACAUGGGGCAUAUACAAAAGGGCUUCAAUGGGGAUUUAAUGACGCCUCUGAAGGAAAUCGUGUGUUUGACGGGAAUUCCACCGACCUUGGUUUUACGGCGUUAGACGGAGAUGACAUAGCCGUCUUUAAGGAUGUUGAUGGGUCAACCACAGGAACUAAAGGCAGUUUCGUAGUUAAACCAUUACCGUUCCACAUGACUGAACAGUGUGAGGAAAUUGAUAGCUGGAAAAUGGCUAUUUGUCCACAUGCAUAUGGCCAAGUUAGAGCCAAUUUUGAAGGAAAAGUAACUGACGAGAUUACAGUCACGCGAGAUGAUGACCCCGACGACCCAGUGACGGCAGACAGAAGGUCAUAUGCUCCAUUCCUGACAAUACUAGGAGGGUCUCAUAGUUAUCUUGUUCGCUCCAACGCUAAUAAAGCUCCUGGCUGGUGGAGAUUUGAGUUCCUUGGCUUGUCAAGUUCAAAUUAUGCAUCUUUGGCUGUUUGUAUCCCACGUCAAUCUACAGUGAGGCCAGCCAUGUAUAAUCUAAAGACUGAAAAAUGGGAAAGAGGUGUACCAGUGUCCACGUUUGAAGACUUCCAGAAAGGGACGUCAUUCAAAGACUAUUUUGUUGACACAGAAGUAGGAGCUAUAUUUCUCAAAGCCAUGCAUAUCCGUGAGCAGUUGGAUGUUGACCGGGGGAACUGCUUAGACAACAAGUGCCCGUUUGUGCACUUUUCCAAUAAAGAUGGCGACAGGACAGAUAUGGACUGUACUGACCGAUUCUAUGCCAAAUACAAAAAAGACAAAGUCCUACCUUCACGUAAAAAGAGACAAGCUGCAAGCACUGAUAAAUUUCCCGCCACACAAAGCGCUCCGCCAUCAAACUGGGGAGCCGGAUCUACAGCGCCCUAAAUUCCUGACAAGCCCAAUGCUAAUUGUUAAACGAUCUAAAAUAAUAAAUGAUUUUAUUUAUGUGUA